Molecule: messenger RNA, 1306 nt
Organism: Musca domestica (house fly)
Lineage: Eukaryota; Metazoa; Arthropoda; Insecta; Diptera; Muscidae
Product: GTP-binding protein 10 homolog
Exons: 3
Coding region: 118-1269 (383 amino acids)
Cellular component (GO): mitochondrion
Molecular function (GO): GTP binding; magnesium ion binding; GTPase activity
Source: RefSeq, a predicted model, not a curated record
UAAAUGCAUUUGGUUUGGACAGCUGGUUAUUGUUUACAUUUCAGAAGCACCCCACCGCACGUAACAGCACAAAUGGAAAUUGAAUUUAAACAAAACUGAAUAUAAAUCUAUUAAACAAUGGUUCAAUUAUUUAGUUUCUUGUUAAAGGCAACCAAAAAGACUCCUCGUGCUCACAUGCGUAAUGCCUUCUUAGACACACUACGGUUAACUGUCAAAGGAGGACAUGGUGGAAAUGGGCUACCCAAAUACGGUGGCAUUGGUGGUCAGGGGGGAUGUGUUUAUUUAGAGGCCAAGGAGGGUACAACCCUCAAACAACUGGCCCAACGCUUCAAAGAAAAGAAGGCAGCAGCUUCGAGUGGUGAAGACAGCAGCAAAGUAAGAAUACUAGGAAGACGGGGAGUUGAUGAGAAAAUCGAAGUGCCUGUUGGAGUACAAAUUUAUGAUGACAACGGAAAACUUUUGGCCGAUCUAAAUGAGCCGGGUGCCAGGUGCAUUGCAGCAGGUGGAGGUAUUGGUGGUUGUACCGGCACGAACUUCUUGGGCAAGCCGGGGGAGCAUAAAACCAUUAACUUAGAUUUGAAAUUAAUUGCUGAUGUGGGUUUGGUGGGCUUUCCCAAUGCUGGCAAAAGUACAUUCUUGAAAGCCAUAUCUAAGGCGAAACCAAAAAUUGCAUCAUAUCCAUUCACCACCAUACGACCUCAGGUGGGUACGGUAGAAUAUCCUGAUCUAAGAUCCAUAACCAUUGCCGAUUUGCCCGGUUUAAUUGAGGGAGCCCAUGCCAAUUUCGGUAUGGGUCACAAAUUCUUAAAACACAUUGAACGCACCCGCCUUCUUUUGUUUAUGGUUGAUAUAUUUGGUUUCCAAUUAAGUCCAAAACAUGCUCGUCGCAAUUGUUUGGAAAAUAUUUAUGCCCUAAACAAGGAAUUGGAAAUGUAUGACGCCACAUUAUUAGACAAACCAUGUAUUUUACUGCUGAACAAAAUGGAUCUUGAAGGAUCGUCGGAAAUAUUAAAAACUCAAAAGCCUUUCAUAAAGGACUUGGAAUCAAAGCUGCACGAAUGCCCUCCUGAAAUACGACCCGACCGGGUAAUACGCUUUGAACGUAUUCUCUCGAUAUCGGCACAAAAUUCUGCACGCAUACAAGAUGUUAAAAAAGAAUUGCGUAGAAUACUUGAUGAACAUGCCGAAAAAGACACUGUUGCCGAUGGCGAAGAAGUUAAGGAAUUAUUGCGGCAACGUGUUGGUGAAAGGGGUCCAAAAGUUACGUAAAUAGUUAAAAUAUUUAAUAAAAGAAGUAGAAAUUAAA